UUUCCUUACACAUUCUUUUGGCCAGUUUCCUUACACACAUAACUUAUCCUUUUUCAUUAUAUAAUUUCUCUCUCAAUCUCCUCUUUCUCCAAAUGGCUUCCAAGGAAGUUGAGGUGGAAGUAUUCCCUUACAUUAGAGUCUACAAGGACGGGACCUACGACCGGCUUGCCGGCACUGAGGUCGCCCCGCCCGGCCUCGACCCUGAGACCGAUGUCCUCUCAAAGGAUAUCGUCAUCCUCCCCGAGACCUCGGUUUCCGCCCGCCUCUACCGCCCUGCCUCGGUCCCAAGCGGCCAGAAGCUCCCCCUCGUGGUGUACUUCCACGGUGGCGCCUUCAUCAUCUCCUCCAUCGCUGACCCCAAGUACCAUGCCUCCCUCAAUGCGAUGGCCGCCGAGGCCAAGGCGCUGAUCAUCUCCGUUGAUUACCGGAGGGUCCCGGAGCACCCGCUCCCCGCCGCCUAUGAUGACUCAUGGGCAGCGAUUCAGUGGGUGGCCGCCCAAGCUAGCGGCGAUGUGCCACAUGUGGCAGAGGCCGAGCCCUGGCUCAAGGAGUACGCGGACUUUGACAGGGUUUUUCUCGCCGGGGAUAGUGGUGGUGCUAACAUGUCACACCACUUGGCGAUACGGCUCGGGGAAUUGGACUCGGGGAAACGGCUUGUGAUCCAGGGCAUCGGGAUGAUCCACCCGUACUUCUGGGGGGAGAAGCCGAUCGGGGGGGAGGUAUCUGAUGGGAUGAGGAAAGCCCUAGUGGACAGCUGGUGGAGGUUCGUGUGCCCGUCCAACAAGGGCUGCGAUCACCCGCUCAUCAACCCGUUCGUGGAUGGGUCACCGGGGCUCGACCGCCUGGCUUGCGAGAGGGUCCUCGUGAUCGUGUCAGGGAAAGACAUACUAAAGGACAGAGGGAGGCUCUACUACGAGAACCUGGUGAAGAGCGGGUGGCCCGGGAAGGCGGAAUUUGUCGAGAUCGAAGACGAGGACCAUGUGUUCCAUAUCUUCGACCCGAACUGCGAGAAGGCCAAGAAUAUGUUCAGGCGCCUGGCUAUGUUCAUCAAUUACCGGUCUGAAACAGAAAGUGCCUAGAGAAGUACACGUAUGGGACCAUCAUAUCUAUUUCUUGGUACAUGUCGAGACAUUAAUAAAUCGAGGUUUUCGGGAAGUUAUCAUCGAGUCACCUGAUGUUCGAGUUCGGAAAAUUGUAACGAAAUCUGUAUGUUUUUUUAUGAUCUUAUUAUUCGCUAUUAUAUCAUUAGCAAUUUCUCGUAUGACAAACGGUUUGAAUUCUAUUUUCUCAUGUAAAAAGCUGUGGGAUGGUAAUGUUUGUUCAUUGUCCCUUAAACCUUC
Molecule: messenger RNA, 1340 nt
Organism: Punica granatum (pomegranate)
Lineage: Eukaryota; Viridiplantae; Streptophyta; Magnoliopsida; Myrtales; Lythraceae
Source: RefSeq, a predicted model, not a curated record